Molecule: messenger RNA, 2101 nt
Organism: Camelina sativa (false flax)
Lineage: Eukaryota; Viridiplantae; Streptophyta; Magnoliopsida; Brassicales; Brassicaceae
Biological process (GO): rRNA base methylation
Cellular component (GO): nucleus
Molecular function (GO): 23S rRNA (adenine(1618)-N(6))-methyltransferase activity
Source: RefSeq, a predicted model, not a curated record
AAAACACAUGAGUGACGCAAGUGGUAAAUUCUUUCUGCCAAACGGCGUCGCUUUAUCAAAACUCGCGGGAUGCUGAUCAAAGCCGCUACGACUGUCGGAGGGUUUCAAGUUUUUGACGUCUUCGUUUCAAUUCACCGCCGUUUGUCUUCUUUCAUCCACUUUUCCCGGCGGCUAAGGUUUUCGAUGCGGAACGGGAAGAAGAGAGCUCGGUCAGAACCCGGAUCCACUAAGCAACCCCGAAACAAAUACUCUGAUAACCCACCCGAUUUUGCAAACUUGGCUUCUCUUUACCCUUCUUUCAAGCCCUUUGUUUUCUUCUCCGGUGGUGGUCGACCCCGCAUCGACUGGACCGAUUACAACGCCACCCGAGAGCUCACUCGUAUCCUCCUUUUACAUGAUCAUGGCGUCAACUGGUGGAUUCCGGAUGGACAGCUUUGUCCAACUGUGCCUAAUAGAUCGAAUUACAUUCAUUGGAUCAAUGAUCUUUUGUCCUCUGAGAGUUUUGGUGGUGGUGAUGGAAGCAGCAAAGUUAAGGGCUUUGACAUUGGUACAGGUGCCAAUUGCAUUUACCCUCUCCUUGGUGCUUCCCUCUUUGGUUGGACUUUUGUUGCCUCAGAUUUUACUCUUGUAGCUCUGGAUUGGGCGGAGAAGAAUGUUAAAAGUAAUCCCCAUAUUUCAGACCUUAUCGAAAUCAGAGACUCUAAAGUUCUUCUUCCACAGUGUUCCGAGGAAGCCGCCACCACGGUUCAGUCUGUAGAUGACAACAAGAGCUGCUCUAUUGAACCAGCUGUACUAGUCGGUGUUGUCAAAGAAAAUGAAACGUUUGACUUCUGUAUGUCCAAUCCUCCAUUUUUUGAGACUUUUGAAGAAUCAGGCCUUAACCCUAAAACUUCAUGCGGAGGAACUCCUGAGGAGAUGGUUUGCAGUGGUGGAGAGCAAGCUUUUGUGUCCCGUAUCAUCCAAGAUAGUGCUGUUCUGAGGCAAAGAUUCAGGUGGUACACCUCAAUGCUUGGGAAGAAGGCUACCCUCAAGCUCUUAAUAUCUAAGCUUUGGGAAGUGGGUGUUACAGUUGUGAAGACCACUGAAUUUGCCCAAGGGCAUACAUCCCGUUGGGGCCUCGCUUGGUCCUUCAUGCCCACAGCUAGGAAGAUUUUAGCACCUCCUGUAGUCAAAAAGAACAUUCUUUCUUUUAUGCUUGAGCGCAUUAAACGGCAGUACAGUGCCGUAGAUGUGCUGCAAUCAGUUGAAGAAUUUUUUAAGAGCUGUGGUGCAUCGUGCAAAUUAAACUCUUCUACAUUUUCUGUUGACAUUGUUGCGUCUGAUGACCAGUGCAAUACAAUCUUAAAGAAUGGUAUUACCAAUGUUGAUAGUGCGAGAAGCCACGGAUAUGAACAAAAACAGUCACUGGAUGGCUCCAGUUUGCAAGUCCCUGAAGAUAACCUAUCUUUUCGCAUCUCGGUAUUCCAACAGAUGCCAGGAACGUUGCUUAUAAAAGGAUCAUUACAGCAGAAAGAUAUCCCCCUCUCAGGAUUGUUCUCAGUAGUGUUUGGUUCGUUGGAAGAAAGUAUGAAGUCCAAAUUUUGUCGAUAACGAGUCCCAGGGCACUGUUCCGACUUGAAGAAUGGCAUCUGACUGAAACUGGAUGAAAUGGAUACAAAGCACAUGUUCUUACACACAAAACACAAGCCUUGGUUUAAUUUCUGCGUAAACUCACCUAUACAGUUCCUCCCGACAGAGGCAAGCAGAAAUGUAUCAGCGAAAUCUUGUUGUGGAUCAGCGAAAAUGUUGCAUAGCAGACGGCUCGUGCUUUUCAACUGAUGACUUGAAAAGGCUUACAUUACGGGGAAAGAUACACACGGCCAAGUAGGAGUACCCUAAAGUAGUACAGGAGAGAUAGAGAGAGCCAGAGAGGACUCUUUUUACUUCACGGGAUAAAGCAAGCUACUUUUGCUUUUCUCUCAAGUUUCUCUUUUUUGAUCAGUCAUCGCUUGUGAUGAAAAAUGUAAGACCUCUACCAGAUACCUAUAUACAUCUUGCAGAGCAUGCGGAUGUUGUUAUUUUGAAAUUGUCACUUUCUAUAUAUAGCUUAGGUGAUCCUCAA